AUGCACCAGGGGCUGGCAACCGCAGGACCUUGGACCCGAACCUUAGGAAUGCAGAGCCGGCCGGAGGGACGUGGCAGGGUCCCUGGCUCUCUGGGUGCAGGGCCCACCGGAGGAAGGGACGGUCUUGCUCGCCGUGUGGUUGCCGCACACGGCGCCGGAAGCGGGCCGCGGCGGGGUCUCUGGAGGCUCGACGCGCUGCGCGAGGGGCAUCUGCCCUCAGAACGGAGGCUGGUCCAGCGGGGGAGGUCUGACCGCGCAGCCAUUGCCGACCGACGGGCGACAAGCCUCCGCGUGAAAAGCUACGGCCGGCUGGGCGACGCGGUCCUCGGCGUCGGAACGGGUAUAUCUCCCCAAUCAAACACUCUACUCCCGCGCCCCGGCCUCGUCUUUUUUUUUUUUGGCCAGAGCCCGACCCAAGCAGCGCGCUACAGCCGGGCCGACGCGCGCGGAAGAUGA
Molecule: messenger RNA, 456 nt
Organism: Puccinia triticina
Lineage: Eukaryota; Fungi; Basidiomycota; Pucciniomycetes; Pucciniales; Pucciniaceae
Exons: 1
Coding region: 1-456 (151 amino acids)
Source: RefSeq, a predicted model, not a curated record